AUGCUGCCCUUCGCCGCGUCAGUGAUUGCUGCACAGAUUUGGCUUCGAACGAUUUCCUUCAUCGUAUGGCUGGCUGUGGCGUGCCCGUGCUGCCGCCUGCAACGAGCAGACAAUGUGUUUGAUGCAUUUGAAAGGGAGUUGGCCAUCCCUCUUCUCCAGUGCUCGUUCUUGGCCUUUUCAUGUACGUUGGCAGGACUGGCGUUGGAGGCGGAGCUUUCCAGCAUUCAGCGCAUGUCAGUCGGAAUCGCUGCCACAUACUAUACCGUCAUGCUGCUGAUAUGGACUGCACCAGCAGUUCUUCAGGCCAAGGUAGCAGCAGAGGAAGUCUACGAUGCCAACUCUUUGCUGGGAGAAGAAGGCUCCGUGCAGCUUCUAGAGCGAGCAGGAGACGGCGAUGUUGAGCUAGAGGAUUUGCAAAGCACUUGUGAUGAACUCAAAGCACUCGUGCAACGUGAACGUCAUGAUCACGCUGUAGAGGUAGGGCAGCUUGUUGCCAAGCUUCGAGACCAAGAAGUCAUAUCGAGAAGUUGUGAGAAAAGCAAGGUACAGCUCAUCUCAGAAGUGGAGGAGUGGCGUGAGAGGCUUUGCAACUCAGUACACUCAUGA
Molecule: messenger RNA, 606 nt
Organism: Symbiodinium pilosum
Lineage: Eukaryota; Dinophyceae; Suessiales; Symbiodiniaceae
Source: the annotation of a GenBank genome assembly